UUCUUUGACUGAUAGAUAGUAUUGUAGAACAGAUAGGACACUUCAGACGCUCGUGAGAGACAUUAUCAAUACAGGAUGCUUGACAAGUGUGCUAUCGAUGGCGUGCAUAAUCACAGGCGCAGCAAUGCCAAACAACUUCAUCUACCUUGCAAUCGAGUGGCUACUGUCCAAAUUAUAUGUGAACUCCUAUAUGGCUCUACUGAACGCACGUUAUUACCACGAUGGAAGCGCACACACUUCACAAGCCCGACCCCCGCAAGUCUACCGCCCAGAGUUACAGAUCAAAGUUUCACAGGACGUAUUCCCCCGAAUUUCCACAUCGGACAAGUUGCAGGUCCCCGACAAGGCUCGGGAACACCCCGCUUACUACACUCCUGUCGCGGUCCGUUCGAAGACAGCUGACAGUGCGUACAUUUGUUGAUGGAGGAUUCAGGCGGGAUGUGCCCAUCCCAUUGAAGUGGUCACAGAGUCGUUCUCGAAGUUUUAUCAGUGUACCGGCAUCUCUCGAGGGUAGACCAGAUUUCUGAAUAUUCAACU
This is a messenger RNA of Suillus paluster, 537 nucleotides long. RefSeq lists its product as uncharacterized. The transcript has 4 exons. The record is from RefSeq and is a predicted model, not a curated record. Bases 98 to 421 code for a protein of 107 amino acids. NCBI's taxonomy places the organism in Eukaryota, Fungi, Basidiomycota, Agaricomycetes, Boletales, Suillaceae.